CACAAAUCCCUUUCUUCUUCUCCGAGUUCUUCAGACACUCACGACACGACGACUUUUAUAUUCUACUGCCUACCCCAGGAUGCAACCUGCUACUACUGUCAUACUUGGGACCCUCAGGACUGCUCUUUACUUCAGUUUGGUUGACGCUGCUGACGCCGCUCUUCCGCCAUCUUCAACUUGCUAUUGUUUGCAUCAGACGGUGGCUGAAUGUGCUGUAAGAGCAAGCGGAGGAAUUGUCGGAUAGCUUUGGCGCUUCACACUUCCCUUUUCCGUCGCUGAGGUCAGCGCAAAGGAUUUAUAUGUCAUUGACUUAAAGGCCUCUCAGGACACGACCACUAAGCCUUGAUGAUGGACGACGACCAACCUAAAACAUUGUAUGUUGGGAAUUUGUCCAGGGAUGUAACAGAACCCCUAAUCCUGCAGCUCUUCGCACAGAUUGGACCCUGCAAAAGCUGUAAAAUGAUUUUUGAUACAGCUGGGAAUGAUCCCUACUGCUUUGUGGAAUUCUUUGACCACAGACAUGCUGCUGCCUCAUUAGCAGCCAUGAAUGGAAGGAAAAUAAUGGGUAAGGAGGUCAAAGUCAACUGGGCCACUACGCCAGCAAGCCAGAAAAAAGACACCAGUAAUCACUUUCAUGUUUUCGUUGGAGACCUCAGCCCAGAAAUAACUACAGAAGACGUUAAAGCUGCCUUUGGUCCUUUUGGCAGAAUAUCAGAUGCACGUGUUGUGAAAGAUAUAACCACAGGGAAAUCUAAAGGCUAUGGCUUUGUGUCUUUCUUCAACAAGUGGGAAGCUGAAAAUGCCAUUCAGCAGAUGGGGGGUCAAUGGUUAGGAGGCAGGCAAAUCCGAACAAACUGGGCCACAAGAAAACCCCCUGGGCCAAAGACCAGCUAUGAAACAGGUAACUCCAAGCACCUGUCCUUUGAUGAAGUUGUAAACCAGUCCAGCCCCAGUAAUUGCACCGUGUACUGUGGUGGUGUCAGCACUGGACUGACAGAACAACUGAUGAGACAGACCUUUUCUCCUUUUGGGCAAAUUAUGGAAAUAAGGGUUUUCCCAGAUAAAGGCUAUUCGUUUAUAAGGUUCAGCUCCCAUGAGUCUGCAGCCCAUGCCAUUGUGUCUGUGAAUGGGACUGCACUCGAGGGCCACAUAGUCAAGUGCUACUGGGGUAAAGAGAACCCAGACAUGAUGAACCCAGUGCAGCAAAUGCCUGUUCCUCAGCAAAACAAGAUGAGCUUUCCUGCUGCUCAACCCUACAACCAGUGGGGCCAGUGGUAUGGCAAUGGUCCUCAGAUCAACCAGUAUGUCCCGAAUGGGUGGCAGGUUCCCACCUACAGUGUCUAUGGUCAGGCUUGGAACCAGCAGGGCUUCAAUCACUUACCUUCCAAUGCUGGGUGGACUGGCAUGAGCACCAUCAGUAACGGUGGGGUUAUGGAGCCCACACAGGGAUUGAAUGGGAGCAUGCUAGCCAACCAGCCUGGUAUGGGAGCCACAGGAUACCCCACACACUGAUAGGGGGGGGGAAGGAGAUCAUAUCAACCGUCUCCCAUUUUUGGUUUUAACAUGCUCAGUGGGGCUGUGUGACACCACCUCCUUUGUUGGCAGGACUAACUUUUACCUGGACGUGGAACUAGUUUUGAAGAUUGACCUCUGUUGGAAGUGUAAAAGGGAUUUUUUUUUUUUUUUCGGCGGGGGGGGGGGUGUCAGAUCCAGUGUGAAACAGUGUCACCCACAACAGUUCUGUUAUGUUCUGUGGGAGUGGAUACUGGCUGAGAUCCUUGGGCCUAUUAAAUUUUCAAGGCAACUGUUUAAAAAAAUAAAAAAAGUCACAGAGGAACUCCCCCCGACCCCCCACAAUGGCUUCCAUUGUAGUUCCUCAAUAAUUGAGUGGUCUUUUUAAAGUUUUUAUUUUAAAGAAACUGUCAUUAAAAGUUUUCCAAAUUCUGUAGUUCUUUAAGGAAUCAAAAUGAUUGUGUACAAAAUGUUAAAUCUAUUGCAGGGAUUGUUUGGCACUUUUACUCCUUAGUAAAGGCAUAUUGAUAUUACAGAAUUUACUCCCCGCUUGUACGUGCCAAACUUUUUUGGGUGGGGUAUGGGGGUGGCAUUCCAUUUUUCCUUAUCUUUGGACAGCCUCAAUUCUUUUAGCCACAUGUAUAUAACUCUACAUUUGAUACCAUGUAAGUACAAAUACUACUGAUAACUGUGGAUGUCUGUUUUUGUUUCAAUAUCUAUCGUAAAUGCCCACAAUGCGAGUACCAGAAUGGCACUGCCAAAUCUGACACUGGCACGGUGUGACUGGAUUCUUCCAUGCAGGGACAGACAUUGCCAUGUAGUGCAUACUUAAAACGUGUGACGCAAUCCUAAUGUAAAGAAAUAUUUGACACUUUUUUAAAAAUAUAUGUAUAUAUAAACUUUUGAGUGAAUCAUUUAACCUUUAAACCUGCUCUGUUUGGCAGAGAGAUGGAGACCUCGAUUGCUAUUGCCUUAUAAAGCUGGUUUGUUUUCGCUAUUGUAAUCUUUUCUU
Syngnathoides biaculeatus (alligator pipefish) is the source of this 2524-nucleotide messenger RNA. Its product is annotated as cytotoxic granule associated RNA binding protein TIA1-like. Gene Ontology annotation, molecular function: mRNA binding. The record is from RefSeq and is a predicted model, not a curated record. The coding region runs from base 346 to 1512 and encodes 388 amino acids. The transcript has 13 exons. NCBI's taxonomy places the organism in Eukaryota, Metazoa, Chordata, Actinopteri, Syngnathiformes, Syngnathidae.